Trichobilharzia szidati is the source of this 4669-nucleotide messenger RNA. Lineage: Eukaryota; Metazoa; Platyhelminthes; Trematoda; Strigeidida; Schistosomatidae. The record is from the annotation of a GenBank genome assembly.
AAAAAUUUAUGUGUGCAAAGGUACAUGGCGCUUUUCAGUUUCGGCGGCUUAGUUGGAUUAUUUCGUCCCUGGUUUUUUCUUGAUUGUUUCUCAGACAAUUUGUCUUGACACUUGUACUUAUCUGUUUCAGCAAUUAUGCCGGAUAGCAACGCUGUCAAUGGCGUCACGUUAUCAGAUAAGCCGGAAAAGUUCAUUAAUACGAUUGACCCUGAAGAUCCAGAGUAUCAAAAGAGUUUGAUGCGCCCUGCUGCAAUCAAAGAAGAUGUUAACUUAAUGAUACAAAGAAGGCGUGUAUCGGGCAUAUUAAAGUCUGAAGCGUUUCGACGAGAACUAGAAGAGGUAGUACGAUCACAGUGUCAGUCGGGUGACUACCCUGGCAUGAGCACCAGCCUUCUGUCUCUUCAACACAUAUCGGAUUUAUUCAAUUCAGCUCCUUCUGGACAACCUGUCAGUGGAGGUGGAUUUUCAAGAGGCCAUCGAAGUGGUGUUAUUCCCAUAAACGACCUUCGUGGUGGUGAUGCUGCUGUGUAUUCUCGUCGCGAGCGUUCUCUUCGGUGCAAGUUGGCUUCAGUAUAUCGUCUAAUUGACCUCUUUGGUUGGAAUUCUAGUAUCUAUAAUCAUGUGACUGUAUGUGUAAGCCGCAAUCAUGAACAUUACCUAGUGAAUCCUUUCGGCCUGCUUUAUCAUGAGAUAACUGCUUCUUCUCUUAUAAAAGUUGACUCCAAAGGUCAAAUACUUGAUCCAGGAUCUACUAUACUGGGUGUCAACCAAGCGACAUGGGCUUUACACUCUGCUGUACAUUCAGCUCGAGCAGAUAUACGAUGCAUAAUACAUUUGGAUACUCCAUCAACCGUUGCUGUAUCUUGUAUGAAGUCUGGUUUAUUGCCUUUGUGCAACGAAGCAAUGAUCUUGGGCGAAGUUGCAUAUUAUACACCAACCGGUGGAUUGAACUCCAGAACGAAUAAUGAUACAAAUGGGGAGUUCAGCGAUGCUAAGGAUUGGGCAGCUGAGUGCGCAGCUGUUAGUGAAGCCUUAGGUCCAACCGCUCGUAUUCUGUUUCUACGAAGUUUGGGGUUGCUUGCUUUGGGCGAGACUGUUGAAGAGGCGUGGCACUAUGCAACCAAUGCGAUUGUAGCAUGUGAUACUCAACUUUUGUUAGCCUCAGUGGGCUCUGAAAACCUUAUACUUCCAACGGAGAAACUGAAACAAAAAACAUAUGAAACCUGGAGAACAGCGGGGUUGGGUGGUCUUAGUGGACCGGAAGCUGCACUAGCAAUGAGGCUGUCUUCACCUAAUAGAUCUCACAGCGGUGAGAGAGGACAUCAUUCUGCGACAAAUGGAUUCGCAUCAGAUCGUUCAAAUGCAGAAAACACUUUAACAAGGCCGUGGCGCCUUGGUGAGCUUGAAUUCGAAGCUAUGAUGCGUCAUUUAGACAAUGCUGGAUGCCGUACAGGCCAUCUUUACAGACAGGAGGCUAUGGCAAGUCCACAUAGAUCUCGAAAAAGCAGAGUUAUAAACGGUCAUGGAGCCAGUAGUCAAGAUGAUGAAAUACAAAUUCCACCAUCUGCAUCAUCUGUAACUGCUACAAUGGCUUACUAUUAUGACGAUGGAGUUCUUUCAGGUGAUGAGACUGACACACCUAGACCCUCAACUCUGAGGCGCGAAUUUUCGGAGAAGCGAUGGUUCAAUACGCCAAAUAAAUACACCAAGGAGGUAAUUGAACCUGCCCCAGGUCAUCAACCAGUUUCACACUGGGUUUGUGAACGAGAAGCGGCUGUUCAUAAUGCAAUAUGUAAUGGUGCUCUACCUCCUCCAGCACCAUUUCAUCCUUUAACUCAUGGAGCAGUACCACUUGGUUCGACUGGUGGACCAGCGACAGGCACUUCUUCAGUCCUCUCACCGUACAAUGUUUUCGCCCCUCAAGGGUCUAAUCCGAAAGAAUAUCGUGACCAACAGAAGAAGGUCAAAGCGAAGUAUUACCAUGAUACCAAUACAGCUGGACCUCAGUCUCGAUUACUGGAUGGUCUUACAUGGGAUGAAGCUAGACGUGUUCGUGACGAAGGCCUAGUGAAAGUGCUUGGUCCAAGAGCUGCUGCUUUAGUAGCGGGUGGAGUUACUAGUGAAAUGCCUGUAGCUGCAGCCAGUAAAGCAAUCAUCCAGCGUGAUGUUCGUAAUGCAGCAGUUAUCUAUGAUGGUCUUUAUUCCCAUCAAAAUCCAUUUGAGAAAAUUACAGAUGAGGAAUUAGAAAUGUAUAGACGUGAAAUAGAGCUGAAAAAUAAUCCUGAAUUACUUGCUGAAAUGGAUCGUCGUCAUCAUGCUGCUGGUCAGGAUACAUCUUUCGAAGCACCUAGUAAUACUACACAUCUUAUGGAUUCGCUAGCGGUUGACAGUGGAGCUACAGACCUAGAAAGUGCUAGUGAACUUGGUCCAGGUCGUCUAGCACCACCAACUGCCACGGGAACGUUAACAUCGGAGCCGAGUGGAACAGAAGAUAUAAGUGAAAGUGAUGGUAAACAUAAGAAAAAGAAAAGGCGUUUCAAACUGCCAUCUUUCUCUUUGAAAUCUAAAGAUAAAUCAAAGAGCAAAUGAAGAGAAAAACAACAGUACUCAUCAUGAACGAAAUAAUCAAUCCAUUUUCCUUCAUCUUGCGGCAUAUUUGCAACACGAAGAUUCUUGCUUUCACCUCCCGCCCCACCACUUCCAUAUUAGUGAGACUACUCUUUCCCAUCAACAUGUUAAUGAAGCACCACACUAUACAUCUACAACAGCUGCCAGUUAAUAGAUUUGAUGAAGUGGCUGUGCCUUAAUUGUCUUUUUCUUGUUUUCUCCGCUAAAGUCCUAUUGCGUGUAUGUGAGUGAGUGAUAAUAAUUAUAAGGAAGUAAUUUUUCAUGAUUGCUAGCCUGUAAGUCUAUACACACCGAUUAGUUACGCUUACGUAAUGUUGUUAGAAUGUGAUUAUAAUUUCUCGUUCUGGUUCUCUUUCUUUCUUCAUACAAUUAUUGGUUAUUUCGCCUAAAAGGAACAAUUUUCACACAAUUUAGUAUAUGAAUAGCAAGUAAGUAAUUAAUGAAUAUUGUGGUGGUCUAAUUUGUCCCUGGAUUUGUUUAUUCUACAUCCUUGUUGAAGUUGUUGAUCUGUUCCCAACUGAAUAAUAAUAAUAGUAAUUUUAAUAUGCUUCGCUUUCCCUUGAAUGAUAUGAUUUUUUACAAAAAAACAACAACUAGGAUCUUCUGUUUUCUGUGUGAUCUUUCAUCCGGGAAAGAUCACUCCCCCCUGUUCUUUUUCUUACCUUAUUUUAGUUAAAUCUGCAUAACUGACUAAAAUAAUUUGUAAAGAACUACCACUACCCACUCGAAUUUUUCUAUUUUUAAUGUUGUCACUGAUGUAUUUGCUUCUGCUCCCUUUCUUUAAUUAAAUAAUUCGCUUGUUUUAAAAGAAAUUGCCUACUAAGUUGGAAAAUUCUGUUCAUAUAGUAAUAAUACACAUUACAUCUAUUGGUGAGUGUUUUCGAUUAACAUCAUUAGUUUACCAGUUGAUUUUGUUUAUGUAUAGAGAAAGAAAAUGUAGUCCUUUGUUCCUUCAUUACCCAUGGUGUGCGUGUAUUCAUUGAUUCAUUCAACUGUGCAAUUGUUCGUUGUUAGAACAUGAUUCUUAUGCUUCCCACUUCCAGCGUCGUAUUGAUUCGUCCGUUUGGCUUGUUUGUUUGUGUGACAUCAUAUUACUUUGUUUUGUCACCUUUAAUACUAUUGUUUCACCAUCUCCUUAUGUGUAUAAAUUUGUUUUUUUUUAAUGCAAUGCCAGCGAAGUCCUCUCUUCAUCUUGUCUAACACAGUCAAUAUACACAUCUUCGCUUUUCAUUUGUAUUCCGUUUAUUUUGUUAAAUUAUAUAUAUAUGGAAAAGUCUCCACAAACCUUGCUUCUUGUUUUAGCUACAAUGUGUGUGUAUGUAGCUAAAAUGAACCUCUAAUUUCUUUCCGUUGUUAGAAAAUUUCACUUCACUAUUUCUUUUGUUGACAGCGAAAUAAUUUUUCUUUUUCCUCUGAUUUAUAUUUCCCCUCCCCCUUCAAUCCUCUUACGCCUGUAAUCACGAAUAUGCCUCACUUAAUAUAUUGAUAUUUGUUGAGUGAUCAAGCAUUUAUGCGUGUGUUGUUUUAGAAUUUUCUUAAGUGCUCCCUAUGAUAUGAUAAUGUAGAAAGUUGGAUGAACGCAGAAGAGUGGUUAUUGUUGAGCUGAACGGUACACUGAUUAAUAUAAGAAUGGGACUUGGGCAGUGUGAUAGAGUAUGAUACCAUAAUAAAUUUGUUUGAUAUAAUCAUGCAGUCAUAUAGCGUUAUUUAUUGAUGAUGUUUUGAACACUAUAUAUUGUUUAUAAUCAUACCAAGGCAUUCACAUAACCUUUUAGAUUUUAUCUACAUAAUUCUAUUAUUUUUCAUCCUCUGAUUUUACUGGUGAUAUUUCCCAUAUCUCUUGUAUUGUGUUUGAGUCAUUCCUACUGCACAUGAUAGGUGUAGACUCAAUCAGCAAAGCUUCGGUGAUCAACUUUUUGAACUGUAGCUCUAUUGUGUGUUGAUUGUAAACUAUAAACUACUCAUCUUCGGGGUGUCUUUGAUUCCACACUUAGCUAAAUUCUUCUGCUCGGAUAAUAUGACUACCUCCGAUCUAUUGGUG